Molecule: messenger RNA, 555 nt
Organism: Nothoprocta perdicaria
Lineage: Eukaryota; Metazoa; Chordata; Aves; Tinamiformes; Tinamidae
Gene: FAM167B
Product: family with sequence similarity 167 member B
Exons: 2
Coding region: 1-555 (184 amino acids)
Source: RefSeq, a predicted model, not a curated record
AUGCCCUUCGGCCACCUGGAAUUCAAGGAGCUGGGCGAGGAGGAGCCAGGCUCGGACGAGGAGAGCCUGGACAGUGUGAAGGCGCUGGCGGCCAAGCUGAAGCUGCAGACGCGGCGACCCUCGUACCUGGAGUGGAAAGCGCGGGUGCAGGGGCAGCCGUGGGCGAGCAGGGUGCCCGAGGCGGCACCAGGGCCCGAGCGGGGCCCGGCCCGGCCCGGGGAGACUCCGGCCAUCGGCCUCUGCGGCUUCGCCUCCCUGCAGGAGGCUCUCGAGUGGCUCAGGACAGAGCUGCGGGAGAUGCAGGCGGCCGACCAGCUCCUGGCGCGGCAGCUGAUGCGGCUGCGCGGGCAGCUGCACCGGCUCAAGGUGGAGCAGGCCUGCCACCAGCACAAGGAGAUGCUGGAUGACGCCACCUUCGGCCUCGAGGGCUGCGAGGAGGACUCAGACCUGCUCUGCAACAUCCCACCCAAGGCCGCCUUCCUGCUCUCCAUGCCGCUCAAGCACAUCGGAGUCACCCGCAUGAACAUCAACUCCCGCCGCUUUUCCCUCUGCUGA